This is a messenger RNA of Hepatospora eriocheir, 429 nucleotides long. Lineage: Eukaryota; Fungi; Microsporidia; Hepatosporidae. The record is from the annotation of a GenBank genome assembly.
AUGAGUAAAGAAGAUAAUGAUUUAUAUCAUCCUGGCUUGUUUGAUAAAGAGGAUAAAUCACAGAUAGGAUUAGGUCGAGAUGAAAAUUUAUCAAUUCCUCAAAACUCACUAUAUGAAAGCACUGUUAUUCCUCAACAUAAAUUUGAAACUAGACACGUAACUGUUUUUGGGUUCUCUUUACAGAAUCGAACCAACAUAAUUGAAAAAAUCAAUCACAUGGUUAACGCCACUAGAGUAGAAGAAGGGAAGAAUUAUUUAAGUAUUUGGUGUGAUGAUAUUAGUGAGUUGGAGGAACUGAUUAAACUUAAUCAGACCAUUCACAACGGAGAAAUUAUAGGUGCAUUUAGAGUUAAUUUUGGAACGACUAAGAAUGAUUCCAUAUAUGCUAAGAGAAGUUUUUUAAGGUCAUUAUUUGAUAAAAUUUUUUAA